Messenger RNA from Oncorhynchus mykiss (rainbow trout), 4274 nucleotides. The record is from RefSeq and is a predicted model, not a curated record. NCBI's taxonomy places the organism in Eukaryota, Metazoa, Chordata, Actinopteri, Salmoniformes, Salmonidae.
AUUUGUUUUGUGUUAUACUCUGGUUCAACGUUUCACCGUUGUCCAUUUAAUUGAAGUUGUUGGUUCUUUACCAUUUUGUUACUUCUCUUAGUUUUUAAUCACCCUCUGUGGUUUCGCCAUAGUUUUUACACAGCAGCCUCCGGCUGAAGUUUCUGAGAAGGCUAGUGGUUUGCAGUGUAUCGACUUGAAAAAGUGUGAUCAAGUUUGUUUUUCUUUUUCUUUGGCAAAGGGAACAUACCCAAAAACAUGGGCUCUUUUAAGCUGGAUUUUUUGCCUGAGAUGAUGGUGGACCAUUGCUCUUUGAAUUCUAGUCCUGUGGCGAAGAAGAUGAACGGGACCCUGGACCACCCGGACCAGCCCGACAUCGAUGCUAUCAAGAUGUUCGUUGGCCAGAUCCCACGGUCCUGGGCAGAGGAACAGCUGCGGGAGCUUUUUGAGCCUUACGGCGCCGUCUACGAAAUCAAUGUAUUGCGUGACAGGAGUCAAAACCCCCCCCAAAGCAAAGGUUGUUGUUUCAUAACAUAUUACACUCGCAAAUCUGCAUUGGAAGCACAAAAUGCUCUUCACAACAUGAAAAUUCUCCCAGGGAUGCAUCACCCCAUUCAGAUGAAGCCAGCUGACAGUGAGAAGAAUAAUGCGGUGGAAGACAGGAAGUUGUUCAUAGGAAUGAUAUCGAAAAAGUGUAAUGAGAAUGACAUCAGACUUAUGUUCUCACCGUAUGGACAGAUCGAGGAAUGUAGAAUACUACGUGGGCCGGAUGGACUGAGCCGUGGUUGUGCGUUUAUAACUUUUACAGCAAGACAGAUGGCACAGUCAACAAUCAAAUCCAUGCACCAAUCACAAACUAUGGAGGGCUGCUCGUCUCCCAUCGUAGUGAAGUUUGCCGACACGCAGAAGGACAAGGAGCAAAAGCGCAUCACCCAGCAGCUUCAGCAGCAGAUGCAGCAGCUCAACACUGCCUCAAUGUGGGGGAAUCUGACCGGGCUCAACUCUCUUGGACCACAGUAUCUGGCACUUUAUUUACAGCUCCUCCAGCAGUCUGCCACCUCUGGGAAUGCCCUCAACAACCUUCAUCCCAUGUCUGGUAUGUCAGGGCUGAAUGCCAUGCAGAACCUGGCUGCCCUGGCAGCAGCAGCCAGCGCCACACAGGCCACGCCCACGGGCAGCAGCGCUCUCACCACCUCUAGCAGUCCUCUCAGCGUGCUCACCAGCUCAGGUACGAGUACUGGACAGCAGGCACACUCAUCAUGGGACGCCUACAAGGCAGGAUCGUCACCCACCUCCUGUAACAACAACUCAAUGAACCCCAUGGCCUCCUUAGGGGCGCUGCAGUCUUUGGCCGCAGGGGCUGGAGCCGGCCUCAACAUGGGCUCACUUGCAGAGCUCCUGUGUCUAGGGAUGGCAGCCCUGAACGGCGGUCUAGGCAGCGGGGGCCUGUCGAACGGAACCAGUAGCACCAUGGAGGCCCUUACACAGGCCUACUCUGGGAUCCAGCAGUACGCUGCUGCUGCCCUCCCCAGCCUCUACAACCAGAGCCUGCUCUCCCAACAGAGUGUCAGUGCUGCAGGAAGCCAGAAGGAAGCAAGCGACAGUCGGAGCACGGGCCCUGAGGGAGCCAACUUGUUCAUCUACCACCUCCCCCAGGAGUUUGGAGACCAGGAUCUGCUCCAGAUGUUCAUGCCCUUUGGCAACGUUAUUUCCGCUAAGGUGUUCAUUGACAAGCAGACCAACCUCAGCAAGUGUUUUGGCUUUGUGAGUUACGACAAUCCAGUCUCAUCCCAGGCCGCCAUUCAGUCGAUGAACGGUUUCCAAAUUGGCAUGAAGCGACUAAAGGUGCAGCUGAAGAGAUCCAAAAAUGACAGCAAGCCAUAUUGAAUGCUUUCUCUCAAUUGGACUUGGUUAGGAUUUUUUUUCCUUCUGAUAUCUUCGUGCCCGUUUGUUCAUCGUUUGCCUAGCAUGUUGAUGUGACGUCAAAAGUUCAUCGUCCAGUUCGUUGUCCUCCACUUCUGACGCUUGAAAUGUUCACCUUUUUGACCUUUUGUUAGCUUUUGGCGUUUAUUGGAAAAUGUUUUUGUUUGUUCUGUUUCUCUUUUGUCCUUUGUGCUGCCACUAGGGUGCGCUAGAAAGACUGCCAAGAAAAUAAAUGUAUAAAGCUACAUUAGUUGUUACAAGCAAAAAAGAGAAUCUAUUUUUUCGAGAACUUACUGACAUAACCACUAGAUUUUUCCAGAUCGGUUGAUUUUUUUUUUUUUGUUUUGUUUAUUUUUGCCUUCAUAGUAAACUCGUUUAUUUUUCCCUUUAUGUUUUGAGCGGUCUUCCUAGCGCCCCCCACACUACAUUUUUGUCUGAAAGCAACCAAUCAAUUUCUAGAAACUACUUUUGCGUGUGGGUGUUAUUUAUCUUGUAAGUUCUAAGCUUUUUUAGGAUGUCUUUGGUCAUAUUCUGGGGAUGACUUUGUAAUUUUGUGUUAGGUUAGUUGGUAUGAGGGUCAUUUUUGGGGGAGUGUCUAAUGAGUGACAACGAUAUACACUUGAAUCACCGUUUUUGUCUUUCAGUGUGUGAAGUCAUCACAGGCACAUCAUGUUUUCAUUUCCUUUUGUGUGGAAAUCAUCCUUAGUCUGAAUAAUAAAAUAUACAAAAUGAGCAGAAUUGAGUUUCUUUUCAGUUAUAUGUAUUUAGCAUGCACUUUUUUUUGUAACUUCACUGAAAUCCUCAGCAAAAUGUGAUUGACUUUUUUUUAAUAGAAUAAAAACAGUUAGGAAUAAACUAGUGCCAAAUGAUGCUGGUGGUCACAUUUAUCUCUUACACCUUGCCCUUUGAAGUUAAGAUCUGGGCAACAAAAGUAUGGGUUGGUUUCUUUUUCAACGUUGAUGUGGUGGGUUGUACCUCGUAGGUUUUCGUGUGUGUGUUUAGACUGAUUUUAAAGACCCUUAUUUUAUGUUAGGACUUGAGGUGAAGUUAGGUGUUGGAAUUAUUUGGAUUUUUCUGUAGUACCAAGUAUUCCCUAAACUAGAUAACCAGGUUAUAAAGCAUGUGCCCAUAAAGGCUUAUUUGUUUCAACUUUGGGAUUAAUUCUGUUGGGUUGGGAGUGUUUUUGUGUCUCAUAAUAAAGGCUAAACACUACCUUUUCAUGCAGUUCCUGAUAAACUUUGUAUUUUACUCCCAGAGAGCACAGUUUUUAUUAGCAUACAUUGUCGUUAAUAUAGUUGUAUUGCAUUGGCACAGUGUGUAGCAUGUGAAGUGAUGUUUUUAUCUGACCUGAGUUUGCCGGAUAGCUUUAGGCAUGUUAAAUGUGUGUCUUUGUGCAUUAACGUCAUCAAUUUGCUUUACUUGGGAUUUACUUAUGAAUCCCUACUACUGUCAUCAUUUCAGUGGUCCACAUGUAUACAAACCAUUGUCUUUGCAGUAGUUAACAUGGCUCCAUCCCUGUUUAACAUCAGGGCCCUCUUCUCAAACCAGGAUUGGGUUUUAGAAAUGGAACCUCUAACCACGUUAUAGAACUGUCACAUGUUCUGUACUCAAGAACUACCCUUUAUUUUCACCAUUAAAAAACACUUCUCUGGGUUAUUGAUCUCCCGUUGUUCAACAAAAAAUAUGUUGGAUGGAAUCUCCUUAAAUGAAUUGACCUGCAGAGAAAAUACAGACUCAUUGGAUUGACUGGGCUCAUUUAAUUUUAAUAUUAUGUGACAGAUUGUAUUUCCAGAUUUGUCAGCUGCUAGGUCUGAGUUUAAAUGUGAUCCUAGAAAAUAAACCUGUUGGAUAUUUUUUGCAUUAUUAUUGGUACAAAGUGACUGAUUUUCUAUUUAACUUUUGGUUUGUACAGUUUCCUUUUCUACUAGAACAAAGUUAUAUUUCACAAUGUGAUAUUGAAAUUCAAAAGUUCAAACAUGUAGAGCUUAGUUGCCACAUGACCAAACCUUAGUCUGUACAGCUGUAAUAUUAAUUGAUAAGAAUGCAAUUCUGUGAAGUCGCCUUUCGUUGAAUUCAAUUAACUUUUCUUUCUAUAUAUUUUUGUUUUGUUUUACAAUGUUGUGAUUUUGCUGUGAGACAUAGACAUUGCUGAAUUUAUUAGAUGGCCAAAACAGUUGCUUUUUUAAUAAUUUCAGUUCGAUAUUGUCUUUGAAAUGUUUUUGAUUUAAGGAUAACACUUGUCUCCACAGGCGUGAAGCUAAGUGCACACUCAAUAAGCAGUCGUUUUGUGAGCCAAAAUUGUGAUCCCUAUUUGGUUGGUUUGUUUAUGUACAAUUAAAAUGUUUAAAAAAUUCAUAUUAAAA